GGGACUCCCAGGAAAAAUUUUUCGGGAACGGGAAUUCCCGGGAGAUAUUUUUGAAACAGAACUCGCCGGGAGUGGGUGGGAAAACGAGAAUUUUCCCGGGAAUGGGACUCCUCGGGAGAGUCGGGAGUAAAAUUUACUACCGAUAUUUGCUCCCGAGUCCCGAUGGACUCACUUGCGUAGCAAGCGCAGGCGCACCUACCAAUAUCUGACGUCAUGACAAAAACGCAUUUUGAUUGGUCUCUUUGUAGUCGUUUUUCCGAAUGUGAUCUCUGAUUGGUGGAAUGAGCAAGCUGUUUCCAAGCAACGAAUUCAACGGCUAAACACGAAAAAUUUAAAAGGAAACCGUUCACCGUUGUCAAACUCUCCGAAUCCGUGUCGUCGACUGCAUUGUUAGGUGUCUUCUGUUGAUGGCCCUGAUUUUUAUAGAUAUUUUUGAAAGAAAUCGCGUUUAAAAAUGACUACUAAGCAGCCUGAUGUGUGCGACGUCCCCGAGAUCAUCAUCGACCCAAGUGUAACGCCGAAUAACACGUACAAGCGAGGCCGAUUUUUCGGCAAAGGUGGAUUUGCGAAGUGCUACGAGAUAACUGACAUCAAAACGGAUGAGGUGUUUGCAGGCAAAGUUAUUCCCAAGAAACUUUUGCUGAAACACAAUGCCCGAGAGAAGGUGGUGCAAGAGAUCAACAUCCACAAGAGCCUCAACCACAAGCAUGUUGUUGGUUUCCACGGUUUCUUUGAGAACAAUGGCAACAUUUACAUCAUUUUGGAGCUUUGCAAAAGACGGUCCAUGAUGGAGCUGCAGCGACGUCGUAAGAAGCUUACUGAACCAGAGGCAAGGUUUUACUUGCACCAACUCUUAAUGGGGGUGCAGUAUCUGCAUGAGCGCAAUAUCAUCCACAGAGACUUGAAGUUAGGAAACCUCUUCCUGAAUGACAACCUGCAGGUCAAGCUUGGAGACUUUGGCCUUGCAACAGUGGUUGAGUUCAAGGGAGAGAGGAAGAAGACUCUCUGUGGAACUCCCAACUAUAUUGCUCCAGAGGUGCUAAACAAGGUUGGUCACAGCUUUGAAGUAGAUGUUUGGUCCAUUGGCUGCAUCCUUUACACUCUGCUGGUUGGUCGUCCACCAUUUGAGACCUCGUCUCUAAAGGAAACAUAUCAACGCAUUAGGAAUUGCGAGUACAGUCUGAGCAAGGCUGCCUUGAGUAGCGAAGCUGUCACCUUGAUCCGCCGCAUGCUGCAAACUGACCCCAAGGCUCGGCCCACGGUGAAGCAGCUCUUGGACGACCCAUUCUUCACCUCAGGAUACAUGCCAAAGGAGCUGCCCACAACGUGCCUUUCAAUCGAACCAAGAUUUGACCCUGCAGUCCUUGCCAAACACAACCAGAGCGCUGCCGCAACUAGGAAUGCAAUUUCCAGUAUUCCUGUGGUUGCUGCUGGAAAUAGGAGACCUUUGACUCAAGUCAACCAGAUUGAUGCACGUGGAGACUGGAUUGAAUCCCAGUCUCAGCCUGCAGGCCCCACUGUGAUGGAGAACAGCUUUAAGUACAUGAUUAUGAUCAAGGACCAACUUUCCAAACUCCUCAGCAGACACAACUUGGUCAAACCCAAUAAUUCCUUCCUGGGUGAGGCUGAGGAUCCAGCUGCCCAGGCUCUUUUCUGGAUCUCCACCUGGGUAGACUACACAGACAAGUACGGCUUUGGCUACCAGUUAUGUGACGACAGCGUGGCUGUGGCUUUCAACGAUGGCACCAAGCUGAUCAUGCUUGCCAAUGAGACUGACUUGCAGUACAUUGAACGUGAUGGAAAGGAGAACUACCACAAGGUCUCCACUUACCCAACUAGCCUCACCAAAAAGAUGAAGCUGCUCGACUACUUCCGUCGGUACAUGGUCGAACACCUUGUCCGGGCUGGAGGACGCAGGGUGUCAAGAGAGUCCGACUCCAUGGCCAGGAUGCCCUAUUUGUGCCACUGGUUCCGUUCUAGGAACUGUGUGAUAAUGUUCCUCACCAAUGGCACCCUGCAGAUUAAUUUCUCUAACCACAACAAACUCAUCAUUUGUCCACUUAUGGAGGCUGUGACCCAUAUCACAAGUGACAAUGUGCCCCACACGUACCGUUUCUCCAGCAUAGAGAGAGAAGGCUGCUCAAGUGUGCUCCACAAGGGUCUUGAGACUGCCCUAGCCAAGGUCAAGGCCAUGAUUGCCACCACUCAGCCAUCAAACAGCCCAGUUUAGUUGUGUAUAUUUCACUUUAGUUGUAUUUUAUUAUUUGUUAGAACGUUUUGCCUUAGAAUGUAUACCAAUUUUUUUUUUUUUAUUUCAAUUUUUUCGUAACAAAGAGGUUUGAUCUGCUCCAUCUUGCUUGGUUCUCAUUUAGAUGUAAUAUGAUAAAACUAUACUUUAAAAUAAAUGAAAAUAUAACCAAUCAAGUCUGUAUCUUAUUUUUUAUUUGAUUGAUGAACUAUUCAUUAUAAUUUUCAAGAAAAAUGGCUCAAUAAAUCCAAUUUUUUUGGACGUGCUGAGUUGACCGUUCGUUCUAGACGCUCGUUGGUCUGAACAUAUUCAGUGUAGACCACAAGCUAUUUACUCUGAAUUAAACAUGUUUCAGUGCGUUCGGUUCAAAAGCUUAUUGUUAAAACGAACGCAAAUUUUGUUCCGUGCUUCCAACUUCUACACAUAGUUUUUUCAAACAAUAUAUAAUUAAAGAAAAUUCAAGAGAAUUUUGAAAUUAUAC
This is a messenger RNA of Neocloeon triangulifer, 2729 nucleotides long. Its product is annotated as serine/threonine-protein kinase PLK1-like. Lineage: Eukaryota; Metazoa; Arthropoda; Insecta; Ephemeroptera; Baetidae. Gene Ontology annotation, biological process: protein phosphorylation; mitotic cell cycle; regulation of cytokinesis. The transcript has 7 exons. Gene Ontology annotation, molecular function: protein serine/threonine kinase activity; ATP binding; protein binding. The coding region runs from base 455 to 2230 and encodes 591 amino acids. The record is from RefSeq and is a predicted model, not a curated record. Gene Ontology annotation, cellular component: centrosome; nucleus; spindle pole.